AUUUUCAUAAUGCUUUGAGGAUUUUCUUAGAUUUUCUACUGAAACAAAAAUACCAAUAUAUUUACAAGUAAAACUGCUUCUCAACACUCAAAACAUUAUUUUACAUAAAGCUAACAUCUAUGUAAUUUACUAAGCAGUGUAUAUCUGCAGCAAGCCUCAUAUUAUUAAGUUUGUUUUUAAAAAAUAUUUUCACAAUGUACUUAUCCUCAAUAAAUUACAUAUUUGUAAGGAAAACAGGUUCAGUUAUAAUUUUCAAAUGUUAUUUUGUGUUCCAGCUUGGAUGCUUGGAGACCCAACCAUUGUGACGUUGGAUAACGUGACAUACUUGUUUAAUGGCAGAGGUGAAUACACUAUGAUGGAUGUCCAAUCUGAGAACUUUACACUACAGGCCAGAACAGACAGAGCAGAAACAAGCAAUGGAACUUUAACAAACGCAACUGUCUUCACAGCUUUUGCUGCUAAGGAAAAGGAAAUUUCACAUUUCCAAGUGGAACUUGCAGCCAGUAAAACAUCCAUGUUCCUGUAUGUUGGUGGCCAGAAUAUCACAGAAACCUUUUACACAUCUGUAGACUACCGGCUUUCUCUCGAAACUAUUGAAGUUUUCAGGGAUGAUAGUGGAAACAAAACCAAAGUGGCUGUUGUAUUUCCUUGUGGUGUGUCAUUUGCCUUCCGAGUGGGGUACAAAAGUCUAGAACUGGAAAUGCAAGCACAAAAAACACUUCAAGGCAAAACAAAAGGCUUACUGGGCAACUUUAAUGGAAACACAAAAGAUGAAUUCACUUUACCAAAUGGAACAAUUUUAAGAUCCAAUCUCACUGAAAGGGAAAUUUUCUACAACUUUGCAAAUAAAUAUCAAGUAACUCAAGCUAACUCAGUGUUCACCUACAGAGAUGGGAAAUCUACCCUAGAUUACCAGUUUCCUGACUUUGUGCCAUUUUUCAGUGACUCAGCAACUGCUAGUCAGUUGCAAAAAGCGAGAGACGUUUGUAAAAAUGGGUCAGAUUCCUGUGUUUUCGACUACAUAGUCACCAAUGAUCUAAACUUUGCAAUCAACACAAACAACACAAUUUUACAAUCUUUGGCUGUGAAGAAAGUUCUCGCUAAUUCAUGUCCUGUUUUGAGUGUUGUGAGAAACACAAAUUAUGUGAAUGGACGUUGGUUGGUCCAGGAAGGUGUUGCCAAUACACUGAAUUUUAAAGCUGUUGACAAUGAUACAGAUGUGGUAACUUACAUGUUGGUAGAAGGCACAUCUGCUGCAAUUCUCACACAGAAGGGAUCAUUGACUUACACUCCUUCAGUGAACACACCGGUCAAUAUGGCGCUUAGAGUAAAAGACUCCAAAGACUGCUACUCACCUGUACUGAACAUUCCAAUAACAAUUUGUCCAAGAUGUAGUGGACAUGGUCAGUGUAACAGGAACAUCACCAGAGAGACAGAAUAUUUUGGAGGCCUUGUCAGAGUUUUUAAAUGUAGCUGCUUGCCUGGAUAUUCUGGUAGGUUUUAAUGUUUAAAAUCUUUAAAAAU
Messenger RNA from Physella acuta, 1524 nucleotides. RefSeq names its product mucin-like protein. The record is from RefSeq and is a predicted model, not a curated record. Lineage: Eukaryota; Metazoa; Mollusca; Gastropoda; Physidae.